Nymphaea colorata (pocket water lily) is the source of this 604-nucleotide messenger RNA. RefSeq names its product mitochondrial import receptor subunit TOM6 homolog. The record is from RefSeq and is a predicted model, not a curated record. The transcript is spliced from 2 exons. Bases 94 to 258 code for a protein of 54 amino acids. Lineage: Eukaryota; Viridiplantae; Streptophyta; Magnoliopsida; Nymphaeales; Nymphaeaceae. Gene Ontology annotation, cellular component: mitochondrial outer membrane translocase complex.
UCCACAAGCGGGGCUAUUUCUAAGUAAGGCCCUGACCCGCCUUGGUGCCUUCCCCCGAAAACCCUAGUCAGAGAGAGAGAGAGGGAGAGAACGAUGUUUCUGGGAGCUAUUCCUCGCCGGCCGGACAAGGCAACGGCGUACAGAGAGCUCAAGAAGCAUCUCACCAUUCUAGGCGUUGCCGUCGCCGUCAUCCGCGCCACCCCCUACGUCCUCCAUUAUCUCUCGGAUAGUAAGGAGGAACUGAAGCUGGAGUUCUGAUGAUCCCUCCCUUUCGUCCUCUUGUUCUCCUCUCAAUCCUCGGGGAGUUUCAGAGGUUGAUGAGAUGAGAUGACAUAAAUGACCCUUGGUGGUUGAUAGUUACUACUCUUCAUACAGGAAGCUUAUACUGUAUCGAUGAACAAAACUGAUGUUUGUCCUGUUGUUCAUCUGCGAAAACACAAUGUGAAGUCCUGGCUGCUAUUUUUGCUUUUUAUUGGACACAUUUGAACAGCUUGCUGUUUAUUUAGCGAUGGACAUGUCACAAGCUGGAAUAGCUUAUGUGAUGUUCUGAAUUAGCUGUGUUGUCAAGACCAUGAGAAUUUGGUUUUACGAUAGUUCAGUUCAA